AUGACACUUGAGUUUCACAUUCAGACCAAGGCACUGCCUUUUCCAUUCAAGAACGACAUACCAAGCAACAAUCCUGUUUUUCCACCUAAACAUACAUACCUUGCGAGUCUCACUUCCUCUGCAAAGGCUUUUUACGACCAACUCCGAGCGCAGCAGUGGACAGAUGAGGAAUGCCUCGAAUAUUUUGUCGAAGUUAACAAAUCGUCUGGAUUUGCAGGUGCAUGGCUUCGCCACAAAGGCUGGCCGGAAGCAAGUAUUCAGCAGUGGAGCGAGGCCUGCCAGCAGGGCUUUAUAGCGCCAGUUUCGGUGGAAGAGAGCUCUCCAGGAGAGCGGGAUUUUAACCUAAACCUCGCCAUUUUACGUGAGACUGUCCGACGUAGAAAGCUCUACCAGGAGAUGGAGGAAAGAAUUUUCAUGAUGAACAAGCUUAAAGCAAGCCUUUAG
Molecule: messenger RNA, 444 nt
Organism: Penicillium pulvis
Lineage: Eukaryota; Fungi; Ascomycota; Eurotiomycetes; Eurotiales; Aspergillaceae
Exons: 1
Coding region: 1-444 (147 amino acids)
Source: RefSeq, a predicted model, not a curated record